CUCAAAUAGAUAUUGAACAUGAUAAAGCUGUGGAAGCAAUCAAAAGAUUCAUGUUUUUCGGAAAGCUGUCAAAUAUCGUCUACUGACAAAUCUUCGGCUGACAGAAGUUCAGCUCCUCAUAACAAACUUGAUAAUUUGAGGAUACUUGAGUUAUGAACUUUUUUGGGUUUUUGUUUGUUUGGGUACCAAUAGAUGUCAGCAGGUUCAAGUUUACCUUUUUGGGUAAAAAAAACGAUCGUUUGUGAUUGGCUGGUUUUAAACUCACGUGUUACUCUUACGGCCAGGUCAAUUCAAAUUUUGGUCAACACACAACAAACGGCUUUAGUUAAAUGUCUAAAUCUUUUUUACCUGUUUCUCACCUUGGUUACCUUUUGUUUCCCUUUGUGCUUCCAGUUCAUAAUUUAUUCAUUGAUUGUUUUGCUUCUUUUUUUGGCGGGCCAAUUUUUAUCCACAUUUUUAUUGGUGAUUGUUUCAUUUAAUGUUCAAGGAUUCAGUGUAUCAUCAAUUUUGAAUUAGCAAUCAACAAUCCAAUGAUUAGUGUUUACUAGUGUGACUAGUUGACUUAAGGUGAAAGGGUUUCUUUUCACUUGCUCAACCUUUCUUUCAGCAUUAACAUUUCAAAGUUUACAACGGAUUUUUACUUCUAACAUACAAAUUGUAUUUUUUUGUUCGGAUAUUACAACCAAUUGUGGACUUAAUUUACAAGUUUUUUACAAUUUUAAUGUCUUAUUGGACAAUCCAUCAAUGAACUAUCUAACUGAAUCAAUUGACCAAGGUGACCUGGAAAUUGGUCUACAGUUGUCGAAAAAUUUGGCCACAAAUCGAGAUUCAAAUGCAACUCCAUUAAAUGCCAAUCUUGUUAAUGGAGAUUCUGAUGCUGAUUCGGGAAUUGUUGCCAUUGGACCAACAAGGAUUGGUUCAGCUUCAUCAACUGACACUGAUCCUGAUGUAACCCUGACUUCGGCCUAUGGAAUUAAAUCUUCUUCAAUAUCUUCUUCUUCUUCAUCGAAUCAAGACUCGACCAAUCCAACUCCAAUACCAAUCUCUUUGCACCAAGACAAACGUAAACCAAUUUUUCAACGAGUCCGGUUUGACGAUCAAAGUCCACCAACCCAUUUGGCUCUCCGUAAAUCAUUAAGCCAUCUAUCUACGUCAAUGUAUUCACCAAAAGGUGCAACAACAAUUAACCAAUUAACAAGUGAACCCAAGAUGAGGUUAAAUUCAUCUUCUAAUCAAAACCAGUCAACAGUUUUACCUAAAGAGACUCAUCCUUUGGCUCAUCGUAGACUCACAAUCCCUUCACCUUUACCCUUGAAAACACCUUUAACAACCUCAUUAUCCUCAACACCAUCGCCAUCAUCUUCAUCUUCAAGUUCAGUAACAACUAUCUCUAAACCAAUUGACAGAUCCUGGUCUACAUUACCUCGUAAUAACAAGAUUGGAACCAACAACAAUGCCAAAUGGACAAGUACACUUAAUCAAAAGAAUCGCAACAAUUUCCAAUCAACUUUACCAAAUGGAACCAGAAAAUCAUUUUUAGAUACUAAAAAGCCUGAUCUCAUAGAAUCUCAUUCAGUUAAAUUGUCUCUCAGUUCAUCUUUUAGAUCAUCUCCUGAUUCAACAAAACUAUCUAAAUUAAGUACUUUACCAAAUGGAUUAAAGACGCAAAAAUCAUCCUCAUUAGCACCAACGACACCAGCAAUAAUAAACACAACAACCAAAACAUCAACAGGUUCAACAACUUGCAUGUCAAAAAGUCGAAGUUGUUCAACUUUAAACAAUUCAAAAGACAAAUCAAUCAGUAACACAACUGGAUCAAAUGAACCCAAAAUUACCAAAUUGUGUACAAUCGAUCCUUUGGAGUCUACUGAUUCAAUGGUUUGUGCCUUUGCUUCGGUGGCCAAUGUUGUUAGUGAUGAUGCUUCAUCAAUUGUUAAUGAUAAAGUUUCUGUUGAUAAAGCGGUUGCUGCUGCCGUUGCUGCUGUAAAUUUUGUUACAAAUAAUCAAGUUAAUUUAUCUUCACCGGCAACCAAAUCAGUUAAUCGUCCAUCUCAUUCAAUGACGCCAAUUAAUAACAAUGCUAAUGGUCACUUGUAUAGCAACCAGUCUAUUGAGUAUUCACCUCAAUUUAAUAGCAAUCAACACUUUCAACGAAUCAAUUUAAGUCAAAAUAGUAAAAAAAUUGAAUUCCAUGAAAUGGAAGACGAUAUUAAAGAGAAUGAUAAUCUUGAUCAUCAAUAUGAAGCGAUAUUUCCUUGUGGGAAAAGCUCAACCUCUAAUGAACCAGAAUCUGGUUUAACUGGAAGCUCAUCAGCAACGGCGCCUUUGCUUCCUUUGGAGUCGCUGGUUCAAUCCAAAGCUUUAAUCGGUAAUUCAGUUGAAAGGAAAUCAAACCAAUUAUCAGUUAAUUCCAAUGAGAGUGAACCAUCAAAUGGUCAACGAAGCAUUGAAAGUCAGGAUGGCAACAUUGCUCAACAUCACUUUCCUCAGUAUCAACCUCAUCAUUCUCAUAGCCAACACCAUCAUCAUCAUUUUCAUCAUAAUCUUGAGAAAACUCAUGCCAAUAGUAACAUCAAUGAUGAAACUGUUAACCCGAUCUCAACCGGAAUCCAUUACAGGUCAAUACUUAAGCGUAGUUCAACAAGUUCACCAAAUUGGCCUUUACAAUCAAUUCAUUUUGGUGGAGAGGAAGAUGGUAAAGUUAGAAAGCAAGUUGAAGAUUCUGUUAAUGAUGAAGGAAUGAAGGAUAAUCAGAGGAAAUUGGAAUUGGCAGAUAAUAAUGAACAGUAUUUAGGUGAAGGUGAAGGUGAAGCUGUUGCAAAAGAAGAAGAUGAAGAGGUUGGAAGAAGACAAGAAGAGGGAAAACAAGGAAAAGAAAAGGAUGAAGAUAAAUUUGUACAAAAACAAGACAAAACCAUGCCAAUGGCCUUACAGAUUAAUGGUCCGUACUUCAUCUCAUCAGGCUCACCAUCUUCACCAUCAACUCACCUAAUCUCUUCCUCUUCAAGCCAAUCAAUGAACCAACAAAAUCAACAACUCAAACAAAUCAAUGUUGCACCAAAAAUGAUGGCCACUUAUUCAUCUUGCAACGGUAUUUUAUCAUCAACCAACAAACCAAUGGAUGAUCCAUGUGAAGCUGCUUACCUGCAACCCGAUCAAAUCUAUCCUUUACCUUCAUCCAAGUCAAAGCCAACAAUGGCACCAACAAGCGUAACAAUGUUGCUCAAGAUUAAAGAUGAAGAGCAAAAAAAUGAAUCACAGGAAACUUGUCAAGUUGAAUAUGCAACAAUUAGCAAAUCAGUGACAAAAAAGCAAGAUUCACAUGAAGCUAACCGUCCUAAUCAUCUUAAUCAUUCAUAUCUUCAUCAUGCUCCACACCAUUUACCUCACCAUUCAACUCAAAAUUCAACUUUCCCUCAACAAUCGCCAACACCAGUUCAUUAUAAAUUCAAUGAACAGGCAAGGUCAAUGAUUGAAGGUAAACAGUUGUCAUCGCCUGGUAACAAUUCAAUCGUCAAAGUGACUCGAUUUGCUAUGGAUGUUAACGAUGGAGUGAAUCAGGCAAAUUGUGCAGCACAACCAGUUCAGGCCACAGUCCAAGGAGCUUCAAAUAAAUGGUUAUCCAAACGGAUUGGUGGCUUAAGGAAAGCUUUAUCUCGAGCUUUUAGCACUGAUAAAAUACCCAAAGAUCAUCAUCUGAGCAAUAAUCAAUCGACAGCCAAUUCAUCACUUUUAGCUUCGUCUUUAACAGCUUCAGCCAAUUUGAAAAGCUCACUGGCGGUUGCGAGUGUAAACCAUAUUUCAUCGUCCAAAUCAACGCCAAAUCUUAAUUCUAAACUUGAGUCGACCGAUUCUUUGCAAAAGAAUCAUUCAACUGAAGAUUUAUCUAUUGAUUUAAAAUCAUUUGUUAAAACGGUUAAAAAUCGUAUGAGCUUCAGAAAAACAAAGGGAAAAAGCAAAUCAAUAGACAAAGACAAUUCAAUUAAUCAAAUUGAAAAACAAGAUGAAAGUAAAACCAAAUGGAACAACGUUAAUGCCAAAAAAAAUUACAAUCAAGAAUCUAAUCAACUAUGGGGUGAAUUGAUUGAAUUAAAAGCUGAUGGUUCACAGGUAAUUGAAUUGAAUCGACCACAAAGUAAACCAUUUGGCUUUUUCUUGGCUAGAGGAACAGUUAAUAAUGUUAAAGGUGUUUUUGUGUCUCGGAUGCGAGAUGAGCAAACACAAACCAUAUUAACUGGAUUACUUGAGAUUGGCGAUGAAAUCGUUGCUAUUGAUGGAUUAGAUGUUAAAAGUCAUAAUAUUGCCCAAGUUAAUCAGUUGAUGUCCAUUAAAAGGAAGAUUAAAUUAACUGUGAGACCUUAUGUAAAUCAAAAUCAUUAAGGAAUUACAAUGAUGGACUGAAUCGAGACUGCACAAACCAUUAUCACAAUCAUCUUCACAAAUCAACUUUUUUUUCAUUGAAGCCUUAUUUUUCAAUAUUUCAUUUUUACUGAUCAUCAAUUAUUUGAAUUAUCUAAUUAAUCUUAUUGACUUUUUGAAAAUACACCAUUAAACUCACGAUAAGUUAAUUGCACUUGGAUGCACUAUUUUUGAGUUAAAAUUAUAUGUACAAUCUUGAUAAAAUAAAUCAUUUUAUGUGAAACUAAA
Tetranychus urticae (two-spotted spider mite) is the source of this 4647-nucleotide messenger RNA. The record is from RefSeq and is a predicted model, not a curated record. Lineage: Eukaryota; Metazoa; Arthropoda; Arachnida; Trombidiformes; Tetranychidae.